Molecule: messenger RNA, 1179 nt
Organism: Diachasma alloeum
Lineage: Eukaryota; Metazoa; Arthropoda; Insecta; Hymenoptera; Braconidae
Product: homeobox protein lin-39-like
Exons: 2
Coding region: 1-1179 (392 amino acids)
Biological process (GO): regulation of transcription by RNA polymerase II; anterior/posterior pattern specification
Cellular component (GO): nucleus
Molecular function (GO): DNA-binding transcription factor activity, RNA polymerase II-specific; RNA polymerase II cis-regulatory region sequence-specific DNA binding
Source: RefSeq, a predicted model, not a curated record
AUGACGAGUUCGGCUUACUAUCCAAACAGUGAUUACUGGCCUUAUCACCCAGUCAGUGACAUCCGGCUGGAGCAGUCCCUGUACGCGUCAUCAACGUGUCACCAGAUGUCCCAGCCCCAUCAUCCCCCGAGUUACCCAAGUGACAGUGCCCCAUCUAAUCCCCCGGCGCCGAGUCUUCUGGAGACAAUCCUUCGUCACGGAAAGGAGGCUGUCAGCGCCAGUUACCCCAGACGCAGCCCAGGGCUGUCAUCUCAAUCGCCUCCAGCAAGUCUCCUGGAGUCCCUCCUGCAGAAGCCCGGGGAUGCCAUCAGCGAGAGCUACUCGACUCCUCCAGGCAACCCGAGUCCUGGCCAACCCACAUCCUCCCAAAUGCCUUGUCACACCCCCCCGUACACCCCGUCGUCCUCUUCCGACCGGAAUUCGCCGAUGACUGGUCUGAUCAUUGACUCCUCGCAGGAGAGGUAUCCGACAUCCGGACCUGAAUAUUCCGGGAUCAACUACCCGUAUCUAGCUUACGCUGCCCAGAGAAGCCUCCCCUGUCCGGCCACCACAUCGCCCACCUACGAUGCGCAUCCUGGCUACACACCAUAUCCUAGCAAUAACAAUAAUGGAAAAGCAAGUCCAACAGGAUCAUGCGACUACGACGAUCAACCGAAGACAGGCGACUACGCCUGGAUGAGGUCAACCUACACCUCCGACGUCAAUGGAGUGGGACAGAAGCGGACGAGGCAAACGUACAGCCGUCAGCAGACAUUUGAGCUGGAGAAGGAGUUUCACUACAGCAAGUAUUUGACGAGGAAGAGGAGGGUUGAGAUAGCGGGGAGUCUGCAGCUGACAGAGAGGCAGAUCAAAAUUUGGUUUCAGAACAGGAGGAUGAAGGCCAAGAAGGACGGCAAGCUGGGGGGAUUUGGGCUGGAUGGUCUGGAUGACGUCUCUCCGAAUUCUGGACCUUCGGUGGACGCCAUGCUGAUGACGUCUUCCAGUGCGAUGGGACAUGCGACGGGGGCGGGGAAUCCUCUGGAGCAAUCCGGUAGUCUUCAGCAGCAACAGCAGCAGUUGCACGCGGCUUAUCUGAGCUAUCAGCAGCAUCAGGGACAUCUGUAUUCUAAUCAAGAGUACGGACAUCAGAUGCACCCGUAUGGACUUCAGGGGAAGGUGAACCUUGGCACGGGAUCGUGA